Messenger RNA from Lingula anatina, 1709 nucleotides. Its product is annotated as ornithine decarboxylase-like. Gene Ontology annotation, cellular component: cytoplasm. The record is from RefSeq and is a predicted model, not a curated record. NCBI's taxonomy places the organism in Eukaryota, Metazoa, Brachiopoda, Lingulata, Lingulida, Lingulidae. Gene Ontology annotation, molecular function: ornithine decarboxylase activity.
UCAGAUCAAUAGUCUACGGCGAGGAAGGCUGACGGUGGUGCUGUGGAACGCGAAAAUUUGAAGAUUUCUUAGUUGUAACUUUAAAUUUCCAAAAUCACCUCGUUAAAGGAAAAGGGCACUGAAGGGUGCGAAGCUCCCGUAAAGGGCGGUUACACAUACCACUACUAUAACCCCAACCCUUCGGGCUUCUGCCUCUUUAGGCUCAAGCUAAACUUCAACGCGGAACCCCCCUGGGAUCCCAGCUGACAUUUGCUAAAGGAGCAGGCAUUUCAACUCGCAGUGUUGUUGCGUAUUUCUUAGUAACCAGUAUUUAGUGAACAGUUUGAAUCCACAUUUUACAUCUCAUCAAGAUGAAAAUCACAUACCCAAUCAAGAAUUCUUCUCAUUGCUUUGAGGUGAUGAAUGGUAUGCCAGCAAUAAAAAAAUUGAUUGCAAGCAAAAUCCAAGAACAAGGGACAGAGGAUGCCUUUUUCAUUGCUGAUCUUGGUGCUGUGGUUGAGAAGCACCUUGAGUGGAUAUCCAUGAUGCCCCGCGUACUGCCAUUCUAUGCUGUCAAGUGUAACAAUGACCCAGGAAUUGUGCAGUUCUUAGCCUCCCUUGGCACUGGCUUUGACUGUGCGAGCAAGGCAGAAAUUGAGCAAGUUCUAUCACUUGGAGUUGAUCCUUCUCGUAUAAUCUAUGCCAACCCGUGCAAGAUGAAGUCCUACAUCAGAUUUGCCAAGGAAAAAAAUGUCUCCCUGAUGACCUUUGAUAAUGAAAAUGAACUGCAGAAAGUGAAGGCUUUCUAUCCUGAGGCACACCUGGUCAUCCGAAUCUUACCACCUGCUUCCAAAGCUAUUUGUAACCUUGGGUGCAAAUUUGGAGUGGAGCCGGAGAAAGCAUUGCCCUUGCUGCAGAAGGCCAAAAACAUGGGCCUCAAUGUUGUUGGAGUUAGCUUUCAUGUUGGCAGUGGUUGCCUAGAAGCAGAAGCCUUCAAGAAAGCCAUUUCUGCAGCACGUAAAGUAUUUGACCAGGCCAAGGUCAUCGGCUACAACUUCAACCUCUUGGACAUUGGUGGUGGUUUUCCAGGCUUCGACCAACCCGAGAUCAACUUUGACGAGGUCACCCAGACAAUUAACACCAGCCUGGACGAGCUUUUCCCAGAUGAUGAUGACUUGAGAAUCAUUGCUGAGCCUGGCCGUUACUAUGCGACUUCUGCGUACACCCUUGCUGUCAAUGUUAUUGCCAAGAGGGAAGAAGUUGAAGCUGAACCUGUGGAAGAGGACAAGGCUAGGGUCAUGUAUUACAUAAAUGAUGGCGUGUAUGGCUCCUUCAACUGUCUGCUAUAUGACCAUGCAGAAGUAACCCCUGAUUACUUGAAGGAAGUAGAGUCGAAGGCCACCAUCACCAGCAGCCUAUGGGGGCCUACAUGUGAUGGCCUGGAUUGCAUCCUGAAGAACUGUGCAAUGCCUUCAUUGGAGGUAGGGGAAUGGCUGUGCUUCAAGAACAUGGGGGCAUACACGCUGGUCGCAGGCUCAACUUUCAAUGGCAUGCCUCGCCCUAAUGUGUACUACUACAUCGAGGACACCAGGUGGCUACAGAUGUUGGUGAUGAUGCCCUCCCAGGAUUCAAUCCAACUUGUGUUGAAAGAAUUCGAUGUUGCCAAGCCUGUCCCAGACCUUCAGGAGUUGGUUGUGUCAGACGUGAAGUGCUGUGCUCCCGAGUGUUAA